GAAGUCAGGUCGGCAGGGCGGGGGCGCGAGGUGAAGGGGCCUGCUUGUGCGGGCGCGGGGUUGGAGCUCGAGGAAGCUGCUGAUGAGGGGGAAAAGUUAGAGACCUGGUAGGAUCAGGUUCGGCAUGGAGUCUGAAGAUGCUGUUGCUCCUGAAAAAUUAAUUGAGGAUUUGAAUCUCUCAGAAAAACAGAGCAGUCCUACACAUCAUGCAUAUAUCCCCAGAGUCGUUAAAGAAGAUGUGAGUCAGUUGUCUGACUUGGGUAGAGAGGAUGAUGAUCUCUUCCAUGACUGCAAAGACUCUCUCGAAUCAAGAGUGGUGGAAGAGAAUCACAACAUUGAGACAGAUUCUUUAGAAAAUGAGAUCGAUCUAGAUGAAAAAGAAUUGCUGGAACGGGAAAAAAACAUGUCAGAGGAAGAAAAAGAGAAAAGAAGAAAUGAAAGCACAACAUUAAAAGAAGAAGGAAAUAAACAGUUUAAAAAUGGAGAGUAUAAAGAAGCAGAAGAUUCGUAUGCAAAAGCACUGCAGGUUUGUCCGGCCUCCUGUAACACAGAUAGAUCCAUUUUGUAUUCAAAUAGAGCUGCAGCACGAAUGAAACAGGACAAGAAAGAAAUGGCUAUAAGUGACUGCAGCAAAGCUCUAGAGUUAAACCCAAACUAUAUCAAAGCAUUGUUGAGGAGGGCAGAACUGUAUGAAAAAACAGAAAAAUUAGAUGAAGCUUUAGAAGAUUACAAAAAUCUGCUGGAGAAAGAUCCAUCGGUAUAUCAAGCAAGGGAAGCUUGCAUGAGAUUGCCAAAAGAAAUAGAGGAACGUAAUGAAAAACUUAAGGCUGAGAUGUUAGGCAAGCUGAAGGAUCUUGGGAACCUGGUUCUCCGUCCAUUUGGCUUAUCAACGGAAAACUUCCAAGUGAAGCAAGAUUCCUCAACUGGCUCCUAUUCUAUCAACUUUGUUCAAAAUCCAAAUAAUAACAACCGAUAACACUAGCCCAAAUUGCAUGUGGCAAAAUUUUGGGCUUUGAGGCUUAAUAGUGAUGUGGUUUCGGUGAAUGCAAAAAGGAUGAGUAAACAUUUAAUGCAUAACAUCAUUCUUUAAACUGGGAGGAUUUGAACUGAGAUCUAUGCAUUGUGUAUGUGUGUGUGAGAUUCUUUCAAAAGAGGUGGGCAGAAGAAGACUGUUAUUUGACCUUUGCAGUGAUGUUUCAUGCACUUUGGGCACUGCACCUUCCAUCUGAGGAGGGUGGGGGUUAACGCUUUGCAAGUUAGAAAAAUGUCAGUGCGUCUAAGCCUGUAGCCAUAGUACUAUCAUUUCAUCAUUUGUGAAGUUUGUAAGUCUCUUUGACGGGCAGAGAAGUGUUUCUCUAUUUAGAGAAUCUACUUUUACCUUACAGAUUAAUAAAUCAUUCAUGGUAUUAGUGCCUGUCUUUUAAUUCAAAGUAGCCUUUUCAGUGUUAAAUGUUGCAUAACAGCAUAAAUUCUCUUGAAUGAGGGAAAGUGGUUAUUAGCACCUGCAUAACUACUCCAAGCUCCCCUCCCUAGGUGAUUUUAUUUUAUUUUAUGCUUUUUUAGAAGACACAUUGAUGGGCUUUUAAAUACAUCUAUUUAAUUUAUUUAUUUAUUUUGUAAAUCC
Messenger RNA from Pseudonaja textilis, 1624 nucleotides. RefSeq names its product tetratricopeptide repeat domain 1 (gene TTC1). The record is from RefSeq and is a predicted model, not a curated record. Lineage: Eukaryota; Metazoa; Chordata; Lepidosauria; Squamata; Elapidae. Gene Ontology annotation, molecular function: protein binding.